AUGACGAGCGCUUACUCGCUGCCCUACCUCCUCUUCCUGCCGCUGGGUGCCUGCUUUCCUGUGCUGGACACAGAAGAGCCCGUGGGCGCCGUGGGCGGCAUCGGAGGCGAAAUGAGCUGGGCCGACCCGGCGGAGGGGACGCCAUUCCCCUGGGGCUCCCCUGGGUGGCCGAGAGCGCCACAGCCACACGCCCUGCUCGUCAUGGCCAAGGAGCCACCGACGUUGGGUAGAGCGUGUGCCGGCUUCGCGCUGAGGCUUGCGAGGCAGCAGGACGAUGGCAGUGAGGCCACCGGCUUCCUUCUGGGUGACGGCGAGAAAGCUGGUGGCCUGUUAGGGACCCUGGCAGAGGAGCUCAACGGCUACAGCAGGGAGAAAGGCGGCUUCAGCUUCCGCUUCGGCCGGGGCUGA
This is a messenger RNA of Lipotes vexillifer (Yangtze River dolphin), 408 nucleotides long. RefSeq names its product pyroglutamylated RFamide peptide (gene QRFP). Gene Ontology annotation, molecular function: neuropeptide hormone activity; orexigenic neuropeptide QRFP receptor binding. The record is from RefSeq and is a predicted model, not a curated record. Gene Ontology annotation, biological process: behavior; neuropeptide signaling pathway. NCBI's taxonomy places the organism in Eukaryota, Metazoa, Chordata, Mammalia, Artiodactyla, Lipotidae.